AUGAAUGUGCUUUCUGCAUACAGUGCAUCAGGCUGGUCCAUCUUCUCCACAUGUCGUCUCCAUCAGUACCACUUUGUCGCUGAACACAUGAAGUGGACUGAAGCUCAGACCUACUGCAGAGAGACAUACACAGACCUGGCCACCGUUGAAAACACUGAAGACAUGAACCAACUCAACAACACAGUUUCAUCUGCUAGUCAGGUCUGGAUUGGCCUGUACAGUAACAUUGAUUGGAAGUGGUCAGAUGGGUACAGAGGGAGUGGAGCUGAAUAUAGGGACUGGGAAAAUCUUGAUGACAAUGAGCCAGACUUUUACGGGGGUAAGCAGUUUUGCGUGAACAUUGGAAAGAGUGGAAGAUGGUGGGAUGAUGGUUGUGCAAUUGAAUAUCCAUUCAUCUGUUAUAAUGCUGCUUUAACAUUAUUUAGAAACUCAGUAUAUCAACAAUUCCACUCACCCCCCAAACUAACCACAGGAACACAGCUGGAUCCUGAAUUUGUUGUUGUGAAUCAGAGUAUGACCUGGUCCAAUGCGCAGAGGUACUGCAGGGAGAACUUCAUAGACCUGGCCACUGUGAGGAACAACACUGAGAACCAGCAGAUCCACAACUUGGUGCUGACGAAAGACUGGACAUGGAUCGGCCUGUACAGAGAUCCUGACUCCUUCCUUUAUAACUGGUCUGAUGGCAGUCCCUACUCACUCACCACAUGGGGUGAUAAACAUUCAGUUUCAGGAUCACUCAGAUCGAUGAUGUGUGGUGUGCAGGAAUUAAACCAAUGGACAUUUAUGUCCUGUGAAGAGAGAUUUCCAUUUGUCUGCUACAGCAUCCCUGUACCAGUAAAGAGGCAGGUAGUUAAGCUGAGGAUGAAGGUGCAGGACCCCUCUGUGGAUCUCAAUGACCCUGCUGUGAAAGCAAACAUCCUGAAAAAGUUCCAGGACAGACUGAAGGAGCAAGGAGUGAGUGGAGUCACCCUGAAGUGGAGAGAACAGCCUGAUGGGAAAGUCUUCCACAAGGAGGGAAAAGAAGAGAAGAAGAAAAAAAGACAGAAGACUGAGCUCUGAAAUGAAAACCCAGCUUUACUUAUCUGUAAUCCAUGUUGAAUGUUGAUUCUCUAUCUGCUAACAAUAUACUAUCAUCAGCUUAACCGUAACCUUGACUACAUCCUGUAUAGAAGAGUUUUAUCCUUCCUCAUCAAUAUUACUGUGUGAAGUGUUUCAAUCAAAGUCACUUUUCUUCCAAAUAAAACA
Thunnus maccoyii (southern bluefin tuna) is the source of this 1245-nucleotide messenger RNA. RefSeq names its product lymphocyte antigen 75-like. Lineage: Eukaryota; Metazoa; Chordata; Actinopteri; Scombriformes; Scombridae. The record is from RefSeq and is a predicted model, not a curated record. The transcript has 5 exons. The coding region runs from base 1 to 1059 and encodes 352 amino acids.